Messenger RNA from Phalacrocorax carbo (great cormorant), 1788 nucleotides. The record is from RefSeq and is a predicted model, not a curated record. NCBI's taxonomy places the organism in Eukaryota, Metazoa, Chordata, Aves, Suliformes, Phalacrocoracidae.
AUGGAGCUACUCGCCGUGCUGCUUCUCCUGCAGGUUACUGCUGCCAACAGUUUUUCUCAUGAAAUUGAAAACUUCAGUUUAAGACAAACCAUGCGAAAGAAGAGUAGUCAGUGGAUAGAUUCUUAUCAAUUAGACGUUCUACGUCCUCUGCAGCGUACAAAAAGGGCCUGGAUUAUCACCACCAUUGGUGUUCAAGAGGAGGAGAAAGGACCAUUCCCAAAAUAUGCUGGACAGCUGUUCAAUAACAAAUCAUUUAAUACAUCAGUAAAAUAUUUAAUCAGUGGACCUGGGGUAGAUGAACCUCCAGAGAUUGGAUUGUUUUCUAUAGAAGAUGAUACAAAUGGACGUGUGUAUGUGCAUCGUAGCAUCGACAGAGAAAAGACCCCAACUUUUAAGAUACGUUUCAGAAUUGUGUACAGAAAAACUGGUGAACCAUUGGACAGCUCCUUGUUUUUCAAUAUAAGGGUUAGAGAUAUUAAUGACAACGCACCUGAGUUUCCGAAGGAUGAAUAUAGCAUUACAAUAAGAGAGAAUCACAGUAAAGAUGAGCCAGUUUUCCAAGUUACUGCCUUGGAUAAAGAUGAAGACGGCACUGCGAAUGCUCAGGUGUCCUAUUCUCUAAGUAUGCAAAUCCCCCUUCGAGAAGGAUUCACAUUUAAUAUUGAUCCUACCACAGGAUCAAUACUUCUGUCAGGAUGCCUGGAGUAUAAGACUGCCAACUCUUUCAAACUUCUGAUUAAAGCCAGUGACCAUGGCACUCCCCAGCUGUCAUCGACUGCAACAGUGAAUGUAGCUGUUGAAGAUGCAAACAACCACCCCCCUGUAUUUGCUAGUGAUAAUUACCAACUACAGGUUUCAGCAGGUCAAGAAUAUCCAGCUGUAUUACGGCUCCAAGUGGAAGAUAGAGACUCUCCCCACACUCCAGCUUGGAGAGCAAAAUACAGAGUAACAAAAGGCAAUGAGAAGGAACAGUUCACCGUUGAGACGGAUCCAGACACAAACGAAGGCAUUUUGAGCAUUAUCAAGCCUCUCAACUAUGAAGAUGCCUCUGAGAUGAGACUUGUCAUUUCUGUAGCAAAUGAAGAACCUUUCUUCAUUUGUAAAAAUGGCAUUGUGAUGAUCUCAAGCCUAGAAUCCAUGAAUACAACUGUUAACAUCAACGUCUUACAGUCAAAACGUGCUCCUAGAUUUCAUCCUCCCGUACUUACUGUCCAAAAAGAAGAUUCAAUGAAGCCUGGGAGAGUGUUUAGAAGGUAUCCUGCCACAUAUCCAGGUGAUGUGCCAAAUAAGAUAAAGUAUGAACUAGCCCAUGACCCAGAGGGUUGGCUGAGCGUGGAUGAGAAUUCUGGAAUACUUACUGUGGCAAAAGAAUUUGAUCAAGAAUCCCUUUAUGUGAACAACAGCGUGUACACCGUUAUCGUACAUGCUAUUGAUCAUGGUAUUCCACCACAGACUGGUACUGGCACCAUCCUGCUUUACUUGUCUGACAUUAAUGAUCAUAUGCCAACAUUAGCGGCUCCUUCUUUAGAUGUGUGUGACAAAAAUGAAGGGACACCUCUCACUAUAAAAGCUAAGUCUGCUCCAGUCCAUUCACAAUCUGGGCCAUUCACCUUUGAGCUGGCUGAGGACUCUGAAGAUAUGAAGCAUGACUGGAAGUUAGGAGGAAACUUUGGGGAGUCAGUUGAACUUUUAAUGUUAAGAAGCCUCCCGCAAGGUAGCUACUUGGUGCCCAUCAUUAUUCAGGACAGGCAGGGAUUUUCUACAAGGCGGAAUCAGCAUGUUAGGCUU